UGUCAGCCUCGUUGUAAAAAUCUCAUGCAACACUUUCAUCACGGUGAAACUGGCCUGUUAUAAAAGUACUUAAACUUCGGAUCGGUUUGAGUGAAAGUCAACGACGUUGCGACGAUGUCGACUGAGGACACGGCAGCCCAAACGAAAACGGAUAAUGGAGCUGGAGGUGAAGGUGCUCCAAGGCAAAAGAGUGAGAAGGAAUUGUUGAAAGAAGCAAAAAAGCAGGAGAAAUUAGCCAAACUAAAGGCUAAACAGGAAAAGCAAGCGGCUUUGGAUGCAAAGAAGCAAGAUGGAGAAGGGAAGAAAGAUAAGAAAAAGAAGGAGAGAUCAGUCAUCACUUAUGAUAUCAAAACAGAAAAAGGAAGCAAGAAAGACACGAAAUGUCCCAUGCCAGAUUCCUACAGCCCGGAGUAUGUAGAAGCAGCUUGGUAUGACUGGUGGCAACAGAGCGGGUUCUUCAAACCAGAGUAUGGGGGUCGAGACAUCAGUACAACUCCAUAUGAAGACAAGUUUAUCAUUGUCAUCCCGCCUCCCAAUGUAACAGGGAAACUCCAUCUUGGACAUGCUCUCACGAAUGCCGUGGAGGACUGCCUCACAAGAUGGCAUCGGAUGAAUGGUAAGAUGUGUCUGUGGAACCCUGGGUGCGACCAUGCUGGUAUUGCCACACAGGUGGUUGUUGAGAAGAAGCUGAUGAGAGAGAGACAACUGACACGGCACGAUCUGGGCAGGGAAAACUUUGUUGAUGAAGUAUGGAAGUGGAAAAAUGAGAAAGGGGACCAGAUCUACAACCAGUUGAGGAGACUGGGCGGAUCCUACGACUGGGACCGAGCUCGUUUCACCAUGGAACCAAGACUGUACAGAGCUGUUCAAGAGGCCUUCGUUCGUCUACAUGACAAGAAACUCAUCUACCGCAGUGUUCGACUUGUCAACUGGUCUUGUACACUCAACUCGGCCAUCUCAGAUAUUGAAGUAGACAAGAAGGAGAUCCCGGGACGCACCAUGCUGGCUGUACCAGGCUACAAGGAUAAAGUAGAGUUUGGUGUCCUCGUCUCUUUUGCUUACAAGGUCGAGGGAUCAGAUGAGGAGAUUGUGGUUGCGACCACCCGUAUUGAGACGAUGCUGGGCGACACCGCUGUCGCCGUUCACCCUGAUGAUCCCCGCUACAAACAUCUACAUGGGAAGAGUGUCAUUCACCCAUUCUCAGACCGGCGCCUACCCAUCGUAUGUGACGACUUUGUAGACCGAGAGUUCGGAACAGGUGCUGUGAAGAUCACACCUGCCCAUGAUCACAAUGACUACGAAGUUGGAGUGCGUCACAAACUGGAGCAGCUGAACAUCAUCGAUGAGAAGGGCAAUAUAACUGGUGACUGUGGACAGUUCACUGGUAUGAAAAGGUUUGACGCAAGGAAAGCUGUUCUCCAGGCCCUCAAAGACAAGGGCUGGUACAGGGACACCAAGGACAACCCAAUGGUGGUCCCCACAUGCAGUCGAUCCAAGGAUGUGAUUGAGCCCCUACUGAAGCCACAGUGGUACAUUGACGUGAAGGACAUGAAUGCCGCGGCAGUCAAGGCUGUGAGGGAUGGAGAGUUGAAAAUUAUUCCAGAAAUGCAUAUCAAGACGUGGAAUUCCUGGCUGGAGAAUGUCAAGGACUGGUGUAUAUCACGGCAGCUGUGGUGGGGUCAUCGGAUCCCCGCCUACUUCGUCACUGUUGAUGACCCCAGUGUCAAGCCAGGACAGGACAGUGAUGGGGACUACUGGAUCCCACAGCUCACAAGUUUCUCCUUGAAACAAGAUGAGGAUGUGCUGGACACUUGGUUCUCAUCAGCCCUCUUCCCAUUCUCCAUAUUUGGCUGGCCUGACCAGACUGUUGACCUUGAUGCUCUCUAUCCUGGCACGCUCCUGGAGACUGGACACGACAUUUUGUUCUUCUGGGUGGCGAGGAUGGUGAUGUUUGGCCAGACCCUCAUGGGGAAACUGCCUUUUAAGGAGGUUUACCUGCAUGCAAUGGUGAGGGAUGCCCACGGCAGGAAGAUGAGCAAAUCUCUGGGCAAUGUUGUUGACCCCAUCGAUGUGAUCCGAGGAAUCAGCCUGGAGGGUCUUAAUGAGCGUCUUCAGGAUGGAAAUUUGGAUGAAAAAGAGAUCAAGAAGGCCAUAGUAGGACAGAAAGCUGACUACCCAGAUGGUAUCCCUGAGUGUGGCACAGACGCUUUACGGUUUGCCCUCAUUGCCUACACAUCUCAAGGUCGUGACAUUAAUCUGGACGUGCUCCGUGUCCAGGGCUACAGGUUCUUUUGCAACAAGCUCUGGAACGCCACCAAGUUUGCCCUGAAUGGGUUGGGAGUCGACUUUAAGCCCACACCACAGCAUCAGCUGUGUGGCAAGGAGAGGGAGAUGGACAAGUGGAUCCUGAGUCGACUGUGCCUGGCUGUGGAGUCCUGUACCAGUGGCUUCCAGGCUUACGACUUCCCUGCAGCCACCACAGCCUGCUACAACUUCUGGUUGCGAGUUGUGUGUGACUGGUAUCUGGAGUACAUGAAGCCUAUCCUGUACGGUUCUGAUGAGGAUGCCAAGGCUGUGUGCCGCAAUGUUCUGUACACGUGUCUGGACGUUGGACUGCGACUUCUUCAUCCUUUCAUGCCUUUCUUGACAGAAGAAUUGUUCCAGCGGUUACCGAGGCGACAAGAGAACUCCCCGCCAAGUAUAUGUGUCACUGCCUACCCAUUACCAGCAGAUAUGCAGCAUCGAGACACUGACUUGGAAUCCAGUGUUGAGUUCGCACAGAGUAUCGUGAAGAACAUCCGAUCAAUGCGGGCUGACUACAACCUCACCCCCAAGACAACAGCUGAUGUGUACGUGAAGUGUACUGAUGAGGACACGUCCAGCAAGGUGAAGCUGUUCACUGACGUCAUCCAGACCCUGACCAACUCAAGUGCCGUCCACGUCCUAGUGUCCGACUCUGUUCCUGAUGGAUGUGCCAUGCUCACUGUGUCAUCCAAGUGUGAAGCGCAUCUCAUGCUCAAGGGCUUGAUUGAUGUGGAGAAGGAGACAAAGAAGCUGGAAGGGAAGAAGGAGACACUGGGCAAGUCUCUGAAGAAGCUGGAGGAUGCUGCAGCCAAACCCGACUACAGCGACAAGGUGCCCCUGGACGUCAGGAACCAGAAUACAGAUAAGAUGUCACAAUUGACAGAAGAAAUAGACAAAUUAUCUAAAGCCUUAUCCACAUUACUAACAUUCCAGUGAUUCUUGCUGAUUCUGUAAUUUAUCCAACUCUGUCAGGAUAUGGUUUGGAGGACAUGUUUUCUUGAGAAGAUUCAUGUGAUAAAAGACAUGCUGCAAUACUCUCACACACGAUAGAUUCAUCUGGCAACAGCUGAAAGUGAAACAGUCCGAUCUGGAUGAUCUGCAAACUGAAAAGAUGUGUUCUCGACAUGCUGAAUUCUCCUGCUUUAAGACAGGUUUCUGAGUUCAGCUUUAAGAUGCUCAACAAUUCCAUGGGAACAACAGUCCUGUAGCACAAGGGUCUUUUUAAUCCAAGCAUUCUUCAAGCAUUUCCCAGUAUGUUUGAAAAGUCAGUUGCAGCUGAACCAUUGUAUUUUCUGAGCUAACAAUUUGUUCAUGCUAGUUUCUCAAAACACAAACAUUUGUUUUUGAAAUUUCAAGUCUAUAUUGAAAAUCUUAAAGGAAUUGUACAUUAUAAUUGUACAUAGAAAUGUAGUUAUUUCAGAUUUGCAAAAUUAUGUUAAUUAUAUAUGUUAGUGAAUAUUAGAACUACACAAAUAGAUAGAAUGAUAAAAUUGUAAUUAAUUACAAUUACAAUGACUUGGAAGCUCACAAGGCCGUGGAUAAUUUUGAUAGACAUAUGUGAUGUCAACCAUAAGUGAAUCUUGUUUAAUUGGUUCACAAAACUUGAGAUGAAUAAAUUUGCAUAAAUCAUUUGUCAACAGUGCUAACCAGUGAGUGUUCAUAAAUACUUGUAGCAAUGUUCUCUUGUUAAAGGAGUCCUUCCAGACAAUUGUACAGCCUCUUGUCACACUUAGCUGUUCAGCCAACAGCUGAUAGAUGGUCUGUGUCAGAUAACAGGGAGAGAGUGAGAGCCUAAUAACCAACACUUUAGAUCUUGUUAUCUAGGUUUCAUUUCUCAACACCAAGAGCACCUUAUUUUACCAGUUUCUUCUGUUUUCGUUUUAUCCGCAAGAAACUUAUUUGUAGUUUUCAGAAACCACCUACGGGUACAUUCCUGAAUAUAUUUGGAUUGGUUUACAGUAUGGUGAUGAGUGCAGUGUAUGAUCUCUGUCUGUGUCUGUUUACACUGUAAGGAAAGGCUGCUAAACAGUAAAGCUUCCAAGAAGAAACAUCACUUAACCAUGAACAUCCCUCAACUGUGGGCUUGUCCAUGACAAGUGAAAAGGAAAAGUUUAUCAUAAAUGUAGCAGUUUUAUAAAAGUGGUCCAACGUGAAUCAGGACAUGUUGACAAUUAAAUAUUUUCAAAAUUUUAGACUCAGAUUUCAACAAAAUCUUCUUUGUUUAAAAUAAUCUGAACACUUCAGAAGCAUGAACUAAUGGUUGUCUUCAUGACUCACUGGAGGUACUGCAGGGAUCUCAACACCAACUAGUCACUAACACUGUCACAUUUACUAUUCAGGUGCUGGAAUUUGUUGCUAUUUUAUUUCCUUUUCAACUUAGUAAUUGAUGUGAGAUAAUCACUCAAAUAUAAAUGGAUGUUAAUUGUUUUGUAUUUUUAACAUCUUUGGAAUAGUAGUAUGAUCAUACAGGUGUUGUUCUUUGGAGCAAGCCAUUAUCUGAAAUCCAUUUCUGGUGAUCCAGCUGGAAUGUUUCAAAACACAGCACCAAAACUACACUAAUGUGUACCUGCCUCACUCCACGAUGUCCAAGCUAUGACAGCUGCGUGUGAUUAAGUCCGGACCAGACAAACUGGUAAUUAAUAUCAAGAGCAAUGUCGCAAGCCAAUCAGGACAUGCAUUCAGGUAAAUCAGAGAGUCGGAGCACCCAGUCUUGUCACUUUCACAACACAUGUAUGUUUUUCUUUCCUAAAAUGCCCACGGACUUGUUACAAACGUGUCAGAUUUAAACUAGGUAUGCUGCACUGCAGUAUCAGACUCUUGGCAUCCUUUGUGCUCAGUCCUAAGAUUCUGCUCUAUUUUGCUGAUCAACUGAAGGUCCAAACAUUAAAGAAUCAUGUUUUUGAUUAUUAAUAAUGUUUCAGCUUCAUUUAGGUAAAUGAACUAAAUAAAUAAGUAAAUCUGUCUGUGUUUUUGAUCAGGUCAUGAUUUCAACAUGAGUUUGCUUGAAUAAGUAAUAAAUGAACAGAUAAAUACA
Messenger RNA from Haliotis rubra (blacklip abalone), 5338 nucleotides. Its product is annotated as valine--tRNA ligase-like. Gene Ontology annotation, cellular component: cytosol. Gene Ontology annotation, molecular function: ATP binding; aminoacyl-tRNA deacylase activity; valine-tRNA ligase activity. Bases 115 to 3240 code for a protein of 1041 amino acids. The transcript is spliced from 29 exons. NCBI's taxonomy places the organism in Eukaryota, Metazoa, Mollusca, Gastropoda, Lepetellida, Haliotidae. Gene Ontology annotation, biological process: valyl-tRNA aminoacylation. The record is from RefSeq and is a predicted model, not a curated record.